Molecule: messenger RNA, 565 nt
Organism: Anastrepha obliqua
Lineage: Eukaryota; Metazoa; Arthropoda; Insecta; Diptera; Tephritidae
Product: aspartate and serine-rich protein-like
Exons: 2
Coding region: 43-492 (149 amino acids)
Source: RefSeq, a predicted model, not a curated record
UCAGACAGUCCUAAAUCGUGUGUUAGAAAUUGUGUUAACAAAAUGUUGAAGAAAUUUGUUUGCUUCUUUGUGCUGAUUAGUGUAAUCGGACUCAUCAGCGAAUGGCCGAGCGCCCAUGGAAAUGCUGCAUAUUCAAUAGGGUCUCCUGAAUAUUUCUCAGGAAAUUCGUUCGACUCUGAUAAAGAUUCAUUAAAAGCUGUUGGAGAUUCAUUGAAUUCUACUACAGAUUCAUUAGAUUCUGCUAAAGAUGCAUUCGACGCAGCUGAAGAUUCAUUAGACCCUGCUGGAGAUUCAUUAUACCCUGUUAAAAAUUCUUUACGCUAUGCUAGAAAUUCAUUAAACUCUUUUUCAGAUUCAUUUGAGUCUGAUUCAGAUUCAUUUGACUCUGAUUCAGAUUCAUUAGACUCUGAUUCAGAUUCAUUUGCCUCUGAUUCGGAUUCAAUAGAUUCUUCCGAAUCACUCUCUGUUGAUGGCGGAUAUGAAAUGAAUUAAAACUUACAGAAGAUAAUUGUAAAUCAAAAUAUUGACUUUGAAUGUAAAUAUAAUAUUCUUACCAGAGUAAUUC